Molecule: messenger RNA, 1851 nt
Organism: Fibroporia radiculosa
Lineage: Eukaryota; Fungi; Basidiomycota; Agaricomycetes; Polyporales; Fibroporiaceae
Exons: 11
Coding region: 1-1851 (616 amino acids)
Biological process (GO): vesicle-mediated transport; protein targeting to vacuole
Cellular component (GO): Mon1-Ccz1 complex; fungal-type vacuole membrane
Source: RefSeq, a predicted model, not a curated record
AUGUCUGCGCUAAACACGCCGCGGUCUCGGACGCCUUCUCGAGUCGGUACACCAGUUCCUUCUCCGUCGCGGCUGGCGCCUCCCUCAGUGCGACCGGCCCCAUUGGUCUCUUCACGAGUCUAUAGCCAUGGAACAACCUCCGCAUUACAGACACCGGGCGGAGGAUCUCCUUCAAACGACCUGCCUACGCAUGGCAGGCACGAGGGCGGGGAAAGCUCAGCUUCGUCCGUGACCAACGUCGACAUACUCGCGUCCGAGGGUAUGCUCGUUCAAGAGCCUGAUGCGGAGGUGGAUACGAUUGACGGGGAACCAGUGCCGGUCACUCACAGUGGUGAUGAGGAAUCAAAGCAGCAUCUUCGCGAGCAAUUGCGACGAACGUUAGCGACGAAAGAGUCCUCGGGUGAUGAUACUGGUCAGAGGAGUCGGAAGGACAAGGGAAAGGCCGCCGACGUGAAUGAAUUACCUCACACACCCACGGAUAGUUAUCCUCCACGCCAGUAUUUCGUUUUAACAGAUGCUGGAAAACCCGUAUUUGUCAGUAAUCAACAGGAGGAGGGGUCGGACAGCUUUACGUCUACUAUAGGGAUAAUGCAAGCACUCGUAUCCAUAUUUUUUGACGAUGGCGAUAAACUGCGGUGCAUAAAUGCUGGAAAAACGCGCAUUACAUUUCUCCUGCGGCCGCCGCUAUAUUAUGUCUGUGUGUCGUCUUGGGGCGAACCAGAGUCUGUGACCCGCUUCCACCUUGAGUACCUCCACCUGCAGAUCUUGAGUGUUGUCUCUGCCGAACAGCUGCGUCGAAUGUUUGAACGGCGUACAAACUUCGAUUUACGAAGGUUAUUGAGCGGCGCGGAACCUUUCCUGUAUUCAUUAUUGGCGAGACUCGAAUGGGAUAUCGCCAUGAGCACGUCAUCGCUGCAUUGUCUCAAGGUCGAACCAAUGCUGCGUAAAAGCAUCGCAGACAUUCUUGUACCUACGUCCAAAAUCAAGGAUAUAUUAUAUGUGAUACUUAUCGCACAAGAGCGAGUUAUUACGCUCGUGCGGCCCAAGAAGCAUUCUAUCCACCCAUCAGACAUACAUGUCUUGGUGAACACGAUUCAUGCCCCUUCGAUUCUCAAUUCUUCCGCCUCCGCCUCCUGGUUGCCCGUCUGUCUCCCCAAAUUCAAUUCUGCCGCCUUUGUGAAUGCAUACGUGAUGUUUCUGGGUAGGGACGCAGUAACCAGUACUGCGCCGAAGUCACCUCGAAACAAUACAGAGAGCGAUAUUGUUGUGGAUGAGAGUCAACCAACAGACGCCAUCGCGGAGAGCCGGGAACCAAGCAUUUUAGAUAAACCUGUUCCGGAAAUUGGAUUAGUUUGCGUCAGCGGCAGUGCCGACUUUGAAGCUGUCCGGAAAUGGUGUGAUACGAUCGACUCGCGCCUGACACAAGAUGGGCUGCUGCGAGCGUUAACAAAUGCCAUGAAACGUGGUGAGACAGACUAUUCUGUCGCUGACUUAGGUGUACCUGGUCUUCGCCACUUUGUGUACAAAUCUCGGUCUCAUGUGCAAGUGACCAUGCCCCUUUUCGAGGACCCUUACGACCAACCAAACGAGAAGCGACGCUUGAUAACACUCUAUCAGACGCUAUACGAUGCAAUUCAUGCGAAAUCUGGCCAAGGGAGCACACUGAAGCUUCAGUACAUUCGCACGGAACGCGAGAGCGUCAUGGGAUGGAUUACGCAGCCAUUUGAGCUCUAUCUUGCGUUGUCUCCACUACUCCCGAAGAGUGCUGUGGUGAAUGCCGCCAACUCUGUGGCAAGAUGGGUUCAGAAGGAGGAACGACGACUUUUCCUACGAGACGCGCCUGUGUUCUGA